This is a messenger RNA of Nymphalis io (European peacock), 1131 nucleotides long. Its product is annotated as cuticle protein 3-like. Bases 36 to 554 code for a protein of 172 amino acids. Gene Ontology annotation, cellular component: chitin-based extracellular matrix. Gene Ontology annotation, molecular function: structural constituent of chitin-based larval cuticle. The transcript has 4 exons. NCBI's taxonomy places the organism in Eukaryota, Metazoa, Arthropoda, Insecta, Lepidoptera, Nymphalidae. The record is from RefSeq and is a predicted model, not a curated record.
UGAUCACCUCCGACCUGAUCUAACAUAUCAUAAACAUGCAGCUGUACAUCAUCGCCAUUGCCCUCUUCGGCAUCGCCAGCGCCGCCUAUUCCCCAUACCCAGAACAGUCCAACCGCCCUCAGGCCCAGUACGAGAGGAACGCCCGCAUCUUAGCCUACGAAUCUGAUGUUAAGGAAGACUCUUACAGAUACAACUAUGAGACCGAGAACGGUAUCAAGGCUGAGGAAGAAGGACGUGAGGUCGAUGGAAUUGAAGCUCAAGGUGGUUUCCAGUACACCGGUGAUGACGGUCAAAUCUACUCCGUGAGAUACACAGCUGGACAAGAUGGUGUAAAAGCUCUGGGUGACCACUUACCCACCCCUCCUCCUAUACCCGAAGAGAUCUUGAAAGCUCUUGAACAAAACGCUCGUGAUGAAGCCGCUGGUAUCAUUGAUGACGGUCAAUACAACCCCGGCAAAUAUGGUGGUGCUCCAUCCGCCGGCGCUUUCGUUCCUCAGCAGAACUACGCACGUGCACAGGCCACAGCCGGUUUCCGCAAACCCUACAAGUACUAAGUCUAAACGAGACCUCUUAUAAGCCUGGUUUACAUUCAGAUAUCUAGAAAACUAAAACCUCAUUCUUACUUUAAAGUACUUGCUCUGUAAGGGCUAAAAUUAAAGAGGCUAAUUCUUUUAACUGUAAUUUUAAGUCUUACAUUUUAUCAUUAAAUCAAAUAUUCAAUACAAGAAGUUCACUAGAAGAUAUUCUAGGAUUUUUUUGUUUUUAUGUCUCAACAUAAUUACAAUGCCACUUUUUAAUUGAGAUGCUUUAAAAUCAUUUAUGAGGUUUUAUGAUUCAUCUCAUUUCUAUUAUAUUUCUUUUAAUCCAUUUCAUAAGUGAACCUUAAUUGUCUUUGAUCUGAUCAAUUGAAUAUCGGAUAUUUUAGUAGACGAAUUGAAGCCAGGUCAUACUUAAUCGAUAUCAGUGAUACCACAUAAAUAUAUCUUAAUGUAAACUAGGCAUUAUGUAACAAAAAUAGCUUACGAUCAAUACAAAAUAAUGUGAUAAUAAUCUGUACUUCUGUAGGUAUAAUCCAGAUAAUGGAAAGUUAGUUUUUAUUUAUUCUAUGAAUAAAAAUUUUUUUAUAUAUAA